AUGGAAGCGUUCGUGGUCCGCAGCGAACCGUAUUACCGGCCGGUUGCCGACGAGGUCGAGUUGUUCACCGGGGCAUACAACCAGCGCAUCCCGGUGCUGCUGAAGGGGCCUACCGGCUGCGGCAAGACGCGGUUCGUGGAGUACAUGGCGUGGAAGCUGGCCCGGCAACUGCACGUCGUGAGCGGCCAGGACACGUCACCAUCCGGCGACGUACAACUGCCCCUCGUCACCAUCGCCUGUCACGAAGACCUGACCGCCAGCGACCUUGUCGGGCGCUACCUGCUGGAUGCCACCGGCACCCGCUGGAUUGACGGCCCCAUGACGCGCGCCGUCAAAACCGGUGCCAUCCUCUAUCUCGACGAGGUGGUCGAGGCCCGCAAGGACACCACGGUUCUGAUUCACCCCCUCACCGAUCACCGACGCCUGCUGCCCGUCGAAAAACGCGGCUCCGUCAUCGAAGCGGACGACCGCUUUCUGCUGUGCGUCUCCUACAACCCUCGCUAUCAGAGCGCCCUCAAGGACCUCAAGCCCAGCACCCGCCAGCGCUUUAUCGCCAUCGAGUUCGACUACCCGCCGCCGCACAUCGAGGCCGACAUCAUCCAGCGCGAAAGCGGUUGCAGCGCCGCCAGGGCCGAAACCCUGGCGCGGCUUGGCGUCAAGGUGCGCAACCUGCGUGAGCACGGCCUGCAGGAAGGCGCCAGCACCCGCCUGCUGAUCUACGCCGCCCGCCUCAUGAACGAGGGGCUACCCGCCCGCCGCGCCUGCCAGGUGGCGCUGGUGUGGAGCCUGACCGACGACGCCGAGUUGCAACAAAGCAUCGCCGAAGUCGUCGGCGCCGUCGUCGAGUAG
This is a messenger RNA of Geodia barretti, 849 nucleotides long. NCBI's taxonomy places the organism in Eukaryota, Metazoa, Porifera, Demospongiae, Tetractinellida, Geodiidae. The record is from the annotation of a GenBank genome assembly.